AUUUUUUUUUUUUGUUAGCUUCUGCCUAGGGACGUCCCACCCUUUUACUGAGGGGAAACAGGCCCGAGUGGAGGGAGGCACCGUCCAGCGCGCCCUGAACUCUCGGCCCCGCCCUCCUCCGCUGCAGUGUUCCGCGGAGGCUCCGCCCAUGCCCCCUCCCGCCCCAUCCCUGUGACUCGGAAGAGGCCCGGGCCAACUCUUGGAUACCUUCAGCUCCCUGGUUGGAGGUUCAGGCCUGGAUCCCAUUUGAGACACUUGGAGAGGGAAAGGCAGGGUUGUGGCUUCUGCUUUUGGCUCCCGAUGACAUGAAAAGUAAAAAGGGAUGUAAUGAAUGCAGGAACAGUAAGAAACCCGUCAACAUGUGUAAAAAUGAGGCAGACAGAAGUGUCAGCCAAAACCUUCCAAGGCCCAGCCGUCGUCUGUAGGACUCCAAGUAGCCAUGUUUAUAUGUUCAAGAAUGGCGGUGGGGAUUCAGGAGACUCCUCUGAGGAAGAGUCACACCGGGUGGUUUUACGACCACGGGGUAAGGAGCGCCCAAAGAACAGUGCCCAGCAACCUCGGCAGCCUGGAGCAGGUGACGUGAUCCUGUUGCAGCGGGAGCUGGCCCAGGAAGACAGCCUCAACAAGCUGGCUCUUCAGUAUGGCUGCAAAGUGGCGGAUAUCAAGAAAGUGAACAACUUCAUCCGAGAACAAGAUUUAUAUGCAUUGAAGUCCAUCAAGAUUCCAGUGAAGAACCAUGGGAUCCUUACAGAGACCCACCAAGAACUUACACCUCUCCGAAGCCCGUCCUCUGAGAUGAGAAUGACCUUGGUGGAGCUGCCUGAAGACACUGCAGGGCCAGACGUGCAGGGCAGCCAGCUGACGAACUUCUUCAAGGGGAUUGACGAGAACAUUGAGCGGGCUGUGCAUUCUGAUGUUUUCCAUGAUGACAGCUGCUGCGUGGAACCCCUAGGUCAGCCGCUUCUCCCUGCUCCCCCAAAGCCAUCAUCUGAUGGUGCAGACUGUGGUAUUCAGUGGUGGAAUGCUGUCUUCGUUAUGCUGCUAAUUGGGAUUGUGUUGCCAGUGUUUUACUUGGUCUAUUUUAAAAUUCAAGCUACCAGGGAGACUCCGAAUAGCUUGAACACAACCACAGUCCCCAAUGGCUCACUAGCACUGAGUGCAGUUCCAGGGCAAGCUCCCAGGUUAGCAGUUCCAGUGUCUACUCUCCCCUCCUCAGAUAGCCAGAUCACCCAAGCUGAGACCUGAGCUCUUGGAUUUGAGAAUGAGCCAAGCCUUGGAAGUUGGUUCAUGAUGUACAUAGCUGUUGUGUUUGUCAAACACUCUUGAGGGUGCUGGGUUUUGUUUCCUGAGAUGUGUGGACAGUUUCAGAAAUCCGUGUAGUAUUCUGUUUCUUGGACUCUGAGGAAUUGGCCUUGCCUAGGCUUCUGGAUCCCAACCACCACCACCUCAACUUCCUCUUAGCUUUCAGAGGUACAGUGAGACAGACGUUUAUAUGUGACCCAUGCCCUUUCUUGAUGCUACUUAGGGAACUGUUGUGAGGGCUUUCACAGCAGCCCUGUAUGAACCCCAAAGUUGGAUGUGUUCUGAGGGACGGAGUGGCCUUGGUUAAGAGACAUACCAUAUGGGUGCCCCAGGGAUUGGUUUUGUUACUCGCCAGUUGCAGUGUCCCUUCCUGCUUGUGGGGGUGGUGGACAGGGAUUGGUUUUGAGAUAUGCUAUUCUGUGUCUCCCCAGGAAAGGUGCUAGAAGAUAGUAUUGAUAUGUCACCUUGUUUAGUGGGUGACAGAUGACAGCUAUAACAAGGCCUACUUCAUAUUUUCAUUUAACCUUGCGAAGUCAAUGCCACUUGUGGAAAGGCCUCCAUCCAGAAUGCGAUGGUAUUGGGUGAACAGCAGUUCUAUUCCUCAUGCUUUUAGAGAUUGUGGUUCUACACAUGGGCAGGUCUUAAGCUGUACACAAUGUGGCCACUCCCCAGUUUCAUGUGAGGGGCAUCUCCAUAGUGAUAGCUGCCUGGACUCCCCCAGUCAGCUUCUUGGAAGGAGCCCUUGCUGGCAGGUGGUGCAGAGAACAUGCACCUGCCACCAAGGCUGAGCCACUGCCAGGCCAGCACUGGCAAGAGCAACUACUACUCCCUCCAACACACACAUACCACCAUAUGCUGUGAACAGUGUUCCUCUUGCUGCUUCCCUGACUCCACUCUUAAGAACCAGAAGGUAGCAGUGUUUUCUCUUUGUAGAUGCCCAUGGAGUAAACCUCUAUCAGUAAACCUCUACCAUGUGGCUCAUAAUGUUAAAGACCAGAGACUUUGGGAGGGCUAGAGGUGUGUAUUCCUUUCCAUUACCACACCAAAAUACCUGAGAUAAGCAACUUGUAAGGAGGAGAGGUUUAUUUCAAAGCCUUCAAUCCAUGGUCAGUUGGCCUCUGGUGACACACAUCAUGGGGGAGUGUGUGGUAGAGCAACUGUUCAUCUUAUGGCCAGGAAUGAGGGAGGGAAAAUGAAGGGGCUGGGGGCCUAUUAUUCCCUUCAAGGGCAUACCCCCAGUGACCUAACUGCCUACUCAAUAUGUCCUACUUAAAGAUUCUGUACCUUCCAAUAAUGCCAAGAUGAGGACCAUGCCUUGAAGGUACUUGCCUGUGGGAAAAGUAUCCAAACCACAGCAAGUGAUUGCAGAAAGUCCUAAAAAGAGGGAGCUUGACACCGGAGGGAGGGAGUAGCCUGAGGUUUAAACAGCCCUCCUCCCUGAACAUGGCAGCCAGACCAUGUCCUGCAAGAGGUGUGUAGGUGGGUUGUCACUACAGGGAAGGGACUAAGGUGGCUGGAGUCUCAUCCGCAGAAGGUGACAGGGAGGAAAACACGCUGCCCAAAUGCCAAGUUUAGGGAUGGGUGGGGCAUUUGGCAGAUACUUGGGACCUAGGAAUACAUUUAGAUCUGACCAUGGAAGGAGAUGAGUAUGACAAGAUAGGCCUUUAAUUUCUUUCUCUUCUCAGUUUGUAAAAGGCAACUUACCCAGGGUUCAAUCAACAAAUUUAAAUUCCCUUCAACAUCAAAUGUUUUCGUACAGAUGAACCUGUGAAUGCCAGGACAGGAAACGCUUGGAUUAUAUAAGUACUUUUCUAGUUGGAUGUUUAUGCUCACUGUGGCCAAGAGCUACACAUUUCUGUGUCACCACCACUAACUUCAACAGGCAGGGGCUCAGAGUACUGUGAGAAGGUCACGGGAAUGAUGAAUGUAUCCCGUAUUUUUCUCAAGUGGAAUAAAAUAAUUUCUUCUGUGAAGGAAAAAUGACUCUCUUUAAAAUGUGGAGCUUGGUAGUAUAGAAUUAAAACGUGUGGAUUGAGGUGUCACACAUCUUUAAUUCUAGUACUCAGGAGGCUGAAGUAGGAUCCCUAUGAGUUCAAGGCCAGUCUGGGACUACAGAGUGAGUUCCAGGUCAACUUGGGCUAGAGUGAGACCUGUCUCAGAGAAACAUAAAAGCUAUGAGAUAUGAGGACAGUAGCAUCCGUGGGUAGGGCGAAGUCUGUGCCUCAUGCUUGGGCUCCAGUUGACAGCCCAGGGCUUGCACUGUGCAAGGCUCACCAGGUAGAAGGACAAAGAGGCAAUCAGCAAACUGCAGCUCCCUGAUAUAUAACAUGCUUCAUAAUUUUGCUAGACACAUGUAAAAAAUACCACAAAGUUUGUUUUUGUUGCAUUUUGGUGUCUUUGAGGGGUGGUUUGUUGGUUGGCCAUAAUGCUUAUGUCAAAGCUUAAGGAUUCUCCAGUUAGUACAGAAUGCUGUGCGUAUAGAUAGCCCCAGGGAGACAAGGCUGUAAGCUCAGUUGAGCACGAUCCCCCUACCCACAGUGGAGGGAAGGGAGGAGGUGAAAUGAAGAAAAGUCACAUGGGACCUUCAGGGCUUUAGGCUAAACUCACCUGUGGAAAAGACCCAGAGUCUUGAUUUCUCUGGGAAAAACUGAUCAACAGCCAGAAGCACACGCUACUCAUGGUGCUUUGUGUUUGCCACAUGCCAUAUACUGCCCUGAGAGCUGUACACAGGAACUCGUGUUUUCUCCCUCACUAUUGCCAUUUUACAGGGGGAGAAACUAAGCUAAGUCCUCUCAGUGGACGAGUUGCAGAGGGCUAUGCCUGUGCUUUUAAUCACCGGUUGGUCCCGGAUCGGCACUGCCAACCUGAACAGUGCUCAGAGAUGACUGAGGCUCUCUCCCCUCCCAAAUCCUGUUCCUAUGUAGUAUGUGCUGUCAGCACUCAGCACCUAGUGCACUUCUUUAUUGCAUCACCCACAGAUCUCAUGUCCCCUCUCCCACCGAGUCUUUUAGCACUUGUCUUCAUUUUCAGUAUCCCUGUAGCAUCGCAAUGGAGUACCUAUCUUUGCUAGGUUGCAUCACAUACAGAAACUUAAAUAUGUUCAGCAUCUCAAAGAAAACUAGAAGGGAUAGAAGUAUCCUUCUAUGAGCCCUAGCUGGGAUAGUAGUUUGUUAUUUUAUUUAUUUAUUUUUUAGUUUUUUAAGGUAGAGUCUCACUCCAUCCCAGGCUAACCUGGAAUUCACUGUGUAGUCUCAGAGUGGCCUUGAACUCAUAGCGAUCCUACCUCUGCCUCCCGAGUGCUGGGGUUAAAGUCGUACACCUCCACGCCCAGCUGUUUUGUUUUUUAAGUGGGUAUAAAAAGGCAUGCUUUAGGCUGAGGGGAAGCCCUAGAAGUGAGAAGAGAUUGAUCAGAGAGAAGGGAUAAUUGCAGAAGCGAGACCUCGAGACUUGAAUUCUACUCUAUAAAAUGGCAGAUUUGGCCCUAAAUAAGGGUGCUGACAGUCCAUCCACAGCACCUGGAGGGAAAGCUGUGUGCAUGGGCAGAUCCAGGAAUUUUACAGUAGGAAGAUUAAAUGUUUCUUAGGGGACUGAAACUACAUUCACAAUGUGAAAGGACUCAAGUCAGCUGGGUCAUGAAGUUUCAAUAGAGGGAGAAUAGAGUAACUUAUAUCCAGAAGUAAGAAGCCAAGAUAAUGGGGGAUUGUAGUUGCAUUUCUGGGCACCAUUGAUAGUAGUUUGUGCUCAUGGUGGAAUAAACAUAGCUUAGCAUUCGACUCAAAUGUACAUGGAAACUAGGUCUAUGAUACCGGUAGUAGUUCAAAUCUAUGAAGUGAAGAUGGGCUUUACUAAAUAUGAGAAAAGUUACAUAGCAAUUUAUAAGUCAAACAGUUAACUACAUGCGUAUGAAUAAACUCCAGAUGGAUUAGUUCUAAACAUACACGACGGAGCUGUGCAAGGAAGCAUGUGAAUUCCUCUCUGUCUUUGGCAUAGGAAAGGCAUUCAUAACUCAAAAUCCAUAAGGCAAUAAAAGAUUGAAAGAUACGGCCUGGGAGUAUGUCUCAGCAGUUAAAGGCAUUUGCUUGCAAAGCUUGGCAGCCCAAGUUUGAGUUUCUGGUGCCCACAUAAAGCCAGAUGCACAAAAUGGCAUAUGUGCCCGGAGUUCAUUUUCAGCAGGAAGAGGCCCCAGUAUGCCCACACUCCCCU
Molecule: messenger RNA, 5505 nt
Organism: Jaculus jaculus (lesser Egyptian jerboa)
Lineage: Eukaryota; Metazoa; Chordata; Mammalia; Rodentia; Dipodidae
Gene: Lysmd4
Product: LysM domain containing 4
Exons: 3
Coding region: 328-1245 (305 amino acids)
Source: RefSeq, a predicted model, not a curated record